Rhizoctonia solani is the source of this 585-nucleotide messenger RNA. RefSeq names its product Ras-related protein Rab-11A. Bases 1 to 585 code for a protein of 194 amino acids. The transcript is spliced from 7 exons. Gene Ontology annotation, cellular component: recycling endosome. The record is from RefSeq and is a predicted model, not a curated record. Gene Ontology annotation, biological process: exocytosis. NCBI's taxonomy places the organism in Eukaryota, Fungi, Basidiomycota, Agaricomycetes, Cantharellales, Ceratobasidiaceae. Gene Ontology annotation, molecular function: GTPase activity; GTP binding.
AUGGGAGAGAACAGCGCUUACGAUUACCUUUUCAAGGUCGUACUUAUCGGGGAUUCUGGUGUCGGAAAGUCGAACUUGCUCUCUCGAUUCACACGUAAUGAAUAUAAUGUCGAGUCCAAAUCAACCAUUGGCGUCGAGUUUGCCACCCGUUCAAUUAAUGUGGACGGCAAGACUGUAAAGGCACAAAUUUGGGAUACCGCCGGACAAGAGCGUUAUCGAGCCAUUACCUCUGCGUACUAUCGCGGAGCUGUCGGCGCACUCUUGGUAUACGACAUCUCCAAGCACGCCACCUAUGUCAAUGUCACUCGCUGGCUCAAGGAAUUACGCGACCACGCAGACUCGAACAUUGUUAUUAUGCUCGCUCUUGCAGUUGAACAUGGGCUGUUCUUUAUUGAGACUUCAGCCAUGGAUGCAUCCAAUGUUGAAGCUGCAUUCCAGAAUAUUUUAACUGAGGUAUAUCGAAUCGUGUCCAGCAAGGCUCUUGAGUCAUCCGCAGAUCCGAUCAAGCCUACUGGGGGUGAGACGAUCACCGUGACACCCACAGUCGACAACAACGCCAAUGCCGCUGGCGGCAAGUGCUGCUAA